AUGCGCCGCCCAGGGAAUGAGACGCGGCGCGCCUCGCCCCCGGCCCUCCAGUCCAGCGGGCGGCGAGGCGAGCGGAGCCGGCAGCCGGCUAUGGGGCAGCCCUCCAGCCCUGGGAGCAGCAGCAGCAGCAGCAGAGCAGCCGCCGGCCAGAGGAGCCUGCAGAACGUAUUCAUUUUCCUGCUUUUCUUGGAACCUUUUAACUGCUUUGCAAGCUACAGUCGGGCCAGCGAACUCUUCUACAGCAUCAACGAAGGACUUCCUGCUGGAUUCCUCAUUGGGAACCUAGCCCAGGAUUUACAGCUUGUGGGGGCUGCAGAGGACGAAGAGAAAGGAGGACUGGUGAGGAAGCAGGAGACUGACCAAUGGGGGAAAAGUCUACUUUCCUUCAGCUUUGCCUCCCAAGGACUGGGGAGCCAAUACGUCAACCUGGACAAUCAGACAGGGGUCCUGUGCACCUCGACCCAGGAAAUUGACCGAGAAACACUCUGCCUGGAGGAUAAUGUUGGCUCCACGGUGGUUUCAUCUUCUUCCUCUUCUCCACUUCCAUCCUCAGAGUCGUGCUUGCUCUUGCUAGAUGUUCUGGUGUUACCCCAGGAGUAUUUCCGUCUGGUUAAGGUGAAGAUUGCCAUCCAUGACAUCAAUGACAAUGCACCGUGGUUCCCCGUGCCACAGAUACACCUCUCUGUGCCUGAAAAUUCGCCCAUCAAUACCCGUUUAGCUAUAGAGCAUCCAGCUGUGGACCCAGACAUGGGAACCAAUGGGGUGCAGACGUACCAACUACAAGAAGAUUAUGGGGUUUUUACUUUGGACGUGGAGGAGAAUGAAAGUGGAGAAAGAACACCUUAUCUUAUUGUCAUGGGUGCCCUGGAUAGGGAGACCACCGACCAAUAUGUCACUCUUAUGAUUGCAGAGGAUGGUGGGGUUCCGCCACUGGUGGGUAGUGCCACCCUCACCAUUGGUAUCAGUGACAUUAAUGACAACUGUCCCCAGUUCAGUGAGACACAGAUCAACGUCACCAUCUUUGGCAACUCUAGUACUGGGUUGCACAUAGCUUCAGUCCAUGCUGUGGAUAUUGAUCACGGAAUCAAUGCCGAAAUAACCUAUUCCUACAGCCAAAAGGUUUCCUUUCUGUCCCGCACCCUCUUCCGUCUCAACGAAAGCACGGGGGUGAUUAAGUUGUUCAAGAGGAUCAACGGGGACACACCUCUUCUGCAUCGGCUGAAUGUAUUGGCCAACGGUCCUGGUUGCAUCCCAGCGGUGAUAACCGUGUUGGUGUCCAUCAUCAAAGUUACCAUGAGACCACCUGAAGUGAUUCCCCGUUUUAUAGCUAAUGAAGCAGAGGGGGUGGUUUACUUGAGAGAGUUGGAACCCGUCAACACCCCCAUUGCUUUUUUCACUAUCAAAGACCCCGAUGAAAAAUAUAAAGUUGAUUGCUAUUUGGAAGGGGAUGGCCCUUUCCAACUGACACCUUAUCAACCCUAUCACAAUGAGUAUCUUUUGGAGACUACAAAGGCCUUGGAUUACGAGGCUCAGCAGUUGUAUGAGAUCUCUGUGGUUGCGUGGAAUACAGAGGGAUUUCACGUGAAUAAAAUCAUCCAAGUGCAGGUUCUGGAUGACAACGACAAUGCUCCAGUUUUCUCUCAAGUCUUGAUAGAAUUAUCCAUAGAGGAGAAUAAUGUCCCCAAUGCAUUUCUGACCAAGCUGCAUGCCACCGAUGCUGACAGCGGAGAAAGGGGUCAAGUGUUUUACUUCCUUGGGCCUGAGGCACCUUCCUAUUUUUCCUUGGACAAAGUUACUGGGAUCCUUACUGUUUCUACCCAGCUGGAUAGAGAAGAACGAGAAAAAUAUCGCUACACUGUCAGAGCUGUGGAUUCCGGCGUGCCCUCGCGAGAAUCCAUUGCCACUGUGACCCUCUCUGUGUUGGAUAAAAAUGACAACAGCCCGAGGUUUAUCAACAAGGAUUUCAGUUUCUUUGUACCAGAGAAUUUCCCGGGCUUUGGUGAAAUUGGAGUUAUAAGUGUCACCGAUGCAGAUAUUGGGCAAAAUGGAUGGGUGGCCCUCUCUGUGGUUAACCGAAGUGAUAUCUUUGUGAUUGACACUGGCAAAGGUGUGUUGAGAGCUAAGGUCUCCCUCGACAGGGAACAGCAGAGCUCCUAUGUCUUGUGGGUUGAAGCAGUGGAUGGGGGUGACCCACCCUUGUCCUCGACUGCAAAAAUCACCAUCCUUUUACUAGACAUCAAUGAUAACCCCCCGUUGGUUUUGUUCCCCCAGUCUAACAUGUCCUACCUUCUGGUCCUUCCUUCGACGUUGCCUGGAUCUCCUAUCACAGAGGUCUAUGCUAUAGAUAACGACACUGGCAUGAAUGCCGUUAUUGCAUACAGCAUCAUCGGGAGAAGAGGCCCUCGACCAGAGUCCUUCAAGAUUGACCCCAAAACAGGCAACAUCACUCUGGAGGAGUCACUCAUGCAAAACGACUAUGGCCUGUAUCGCCUUCUGGUGAAGGUGAGUGACCAUGGAUAUCCAGAACCUCUGCAUUCCACCAUCAUGGUGAACCUCUUUGUCAACGACACUGUGAGCAACGAGAGCUACAUUGAAAGUCUUCUGAGGAAAGAAUCGGACCUCAGUAUUGAGGAGAAAGAACCCCAGAUUUCCAUAGAGCCUACGCACAGGAGAGCAGAGGCCGUAAGCUGCAUGCCCACCUUGGUGACCCUCUCCAUAAUAAGCUUGAGUUCCAUCAGCCUGGUUACAGGUAUGGGGAUUUAUAUUUGCCUAAGGAAGGGGAGAAAAUACCACCGAGGGGAUGAGGGUUUGGAAGUACAAAUCCCAUUAAACGGGAGAAUUGACCUGCAUCGGCUGGAGAAGAAACCGGUGGAAAUUUCCAACAUCUGA
Molecule: messenger RNA, 2889 nt
Organism: Protobothrops mucrosquamatus (brown spotted pit viper)
Lineage: Eukaryota; Metazoa; Chordata; Lepidosauria; Squamata; Viperidae
Gene: PCDH20
Product: protocadherin 20
Exons: 2
Coding region: 1-2889 (962 amino acids)
Biological process (GO): homophilic cell-cell adhesion
Cellular component (GO): plasma membrane
Molecular function (GO): calcium ion binding
Source: RefSeq, a predicted model, not a curated record